CUUAUCAAUUUGUACGUUAGGUGAACACUAUUUAUUUGAGUAAUGUUUGUGACCAGUAAAAAUGUAAUUCUACGAACAAGAAUCUGGAGUUGUGUCCGCAGUUCAUCGUUGGUUGCAUCGGCUCGGGUCGAAACGGUGAAGAGCCAGUGCAAAACAUCCGGUAAAAGAGUGCUGUGUUCUUCUUCGAUUGCUGCUGAACCUGGCCACAGCCGAAACUGCAUUUCUCGCUUGUCAUCAUCGCAAGCACCAUCAGCGACAGUGUUGUCUCCGUGGCGUUCGUGGAGGUUUCUGCGUGAAAAACACAUAUUUUCGACACUAGCGCGCACUUUACCCGCUACCUCGUGGCCCUCAGACCAUCACCUCGUGGCAUUCCACUUACAACAAACACCGGCCGUGUCCCAGAAACUGCAGCAUCGAUCGUAUUAUCAACGUCGUCAUAAUCACAGCUUUAUUCACACCGGUCUGCCGUCUAUUGGAGUGGCUGCAAACAGUUUGAAGAAUUCGUUUAAAUGUGGUUGCGUUUAUCGGAAUAACAGUGUUCUACAUCCAAGUCUGAUAAGACAUUCUAGCACCGUAACAAAUCCUGGUGGUAGUGUGAGUGAUCAUCCAAGUGAAGAAAAAAGUGCAGAUUGUAAAAGUGCUAGUGACGGGAAAGAAGCAUCUGUCAGCCUCAGUAAAUCCGAUACCAUGUCGUCUAAAGCGGCCUUUCAACGAUUGCCCACCAAUGUGGUUCCGGAGCAUUAUGACUUGACGCUGAAACCGAAUCUAAAAUCGUUCACAUUCGAAGGCAGCACUUCGGUAAAAAUCCAGAUCAAAUCACCAACGGAUCGCAUCACACUAAACGCAUUGGACCUAGUGAUUCCAAAAGUGACCGUCACCUACGGAUCCGACAGUACGGUACUAACAGCCACGGACACACAGUUCUGCGCUGAUCAGGAAACGGCAUGUUUCGUUUUCCCUUCGGAGAUCCCCGUCGGUUCGGCACAGCUGGACCUCGAAUUCACCGGCGAGCUAAACGACAAAAUGAAAGGCUUCUACCGGAGCAAGUACUUUACCCCUUCGGGUGAGGAACGUUUCGCUGGCGUAACACAGUUCGAGGCAACAGACGCGAGACGAUGCUUCCCUUGCUGGGAUGAACCUGCAAUAAAGGCAACUUUUGACAUCACUUUGACGGUGCCGAAGGACCGCGUGGCUCUGUCCAAUAUGCACGUAGUGAGCGAGAGCGAGUCCGAUGGCUUGCGAACGCUCAAAUACGGUAGAUCGCCGAUCAUGUCCACCUAUUUGGUAGCGGUGGUAGUCGGUGAGUUCGAUUACGUAGAAGGAAAAUCGAAAGAUGGUGUACUGGUUCGAGUGUUUACUCCUGUCGGAAAGAACGAACAGGGAAAGUUUGCACUUGACGUGGCAAUCGAAGUGCUUCAUUAUUAUAAUUCGUAUUUCUCGAUUGCCUAUCCCCUGCCAAAGAUGGACUUGGUUGCAAUUUCGGAUUUUUCCGCUGGUGCUAUGGAAAACUGGGGCUUGAUUACAUAUCGCGAGACGUUCGUGUUGGUCGAUACGGAGAAUACAUCACUUAUCAGAAAGCAAUCGAUUGCGUUAACUGUUGCUCACGAAAUUGCUCAUCAGUGGUUCGGAAAUCUGGUAACUAUGGAAUGGUGGACUCAUCUAUGGCUCAAUGAAGGUUACGCCUCGUUUGCGGAGUUCCUAUGCGUUAACAAACUCUUCCCAAACUAUUCCAUCUGGAAUCAGUUCAUCACGGAUAUGUACACCCGUGCCUUAGAGCUGGACUGCCUUAAAAAUUCACACCCAAUCGAGGUGCCCGUGGGGCAUCCGGCUGAAAUCGACGAAAUCUUUGACGAAAUCAGCUACAACAAGGGAGCCAGUGUGAUUCGCAUGCUUUAUCACUACCUGGGGGACGAUGAUUUCCGCAAGGGGAUGAAUCUAUACCUUACGCGCCACAAAUACAAGAACACGUUCACUGAAGAUCUGUGGACAGCUUUCGAAGAAACAAGCAAGAAGCCAGUGGGAAGUAUUAUGUCCACCUGGAUCAAGCAGAUGGGUUUCCCGGUGGUGAAGAUUCUCUCCUCCGAGCAGAAGGAAAAUUCACGAGUGCUUAAAUUGCAACAGGAGAAAUUCUGUGCUGACGGAUGCCAAGCGGAGAAGAAAUCCCACUGGAUGAUCCCAAUAAUAAUUUCCACACCAAGCUCGUCGCAUGCGCACACGUUCAUCAUGGACAAGGAAACUGUAGAAGUCGUUGUGGAAAACGUGGAUCCCAAUCACUGGGUUAAGCUGAAUCCGGCAUCGAUCGGCUACUAUCGAACUCAGUACAAAGCGGAUAUGUUGGACAAAUUCCUCCCGGAGAUCAGCAGCAAUAGCAUGCAGCCGUUGGAUCGACUGGGGUUGUUGGAUGAUCUGUUUGCACUGGUGCAAGCCGGCAGAAGCUCAACCGUUGAUGCGCUGAAAGUUAUGGAUGCAUGCUACAACGAGCCCGACUACACCGUAUGGUCAUCUAUCUCCAAUUUCCUGUCCAAGUUGCAGCUUCUGCUAGCCAACACACCAGUAGAAGAACAGUUCAACCAAUAUGGAACUCGACUGUACCGGACGGUAGCCGACAAGCUAGGCUGGGCGGUGAAACCGGAUGAAAACCAUCUGGACACUCUGCUCCGACCGCUCGUCCUCAGUCGACUAGUAUCUUUCCGUUGUCCGCAAACCGUUGCGGAAGCUAAAGCGAAGUUCGCCGAUCAUGCAUCAGGAAAAUGCGUCCUACCAGCGGAUCUGCGCAGCACCUGCUACAAGGCGGUCCUUCAAAACGGUAAUUUGGCCACCUUCAACGAAAUGCUUCGCCUGUAUCGGGCAACGGACUUGCAUGAAGAAAAGGACCGCAUCUCCCGUGCGCUCGGUUCCAUCAGUAACGUAGACAUUCUACGUAAAGUAAUCGCGUUUGCCAUGUCCGACGAGGUGCGCGCCCAGGAUUCCGUGUUUGUGAUCGUAUCCGUUGCAAUCAAUCCCAAGGGUCGUGACAUGACGUGGAACUAUUUCAAGGAAAACUGGAAAAUUCUGCUGGAUCGAUACGAAGGCGGAUUCCUACUGUCCCGGCUGAUCAAAUAUCUGACGGAAAAUUUCUCCACUGAAGAACGAGCCCUCGAGGUAGAACAGUUCUUCAAGGAGCACGAGUUCCCCGGUACCGAGCGGACCGUUUCGCAAUCGAUCGAGACCAUUCGAUUGAACGUAGCAUGGGUGAAGCGUGAUCUGGAUGGAAUUACCGCUUAUCUCAAACAGUAGAUGCAUUUAAACGAUCACCGUAAAACACUGAACCGAUCAGUAGACUUUUGACGUUGCACGAAAACAUUCAAAAUUAAGUUGCAUGCUUUUUACCUUCCGCUUAUGUUCAGCAUGCAUUCGUUCUAGUUUCUUUCCCGCGAUGAAUGCCAAAGUUUGGCGAAAUAGCAGUGCCAGUAGUGUAAUCCUCAACGUAUUGGAGCAUGCCUAGCGUAGAAUAUGAUGCCUACUUGAAAACAAAAUGUUAUACUUUUUCUGUAAUUUAAGUUGUUUUUAUGCUAAUAUCUAUUAGGAAUGGUAGCAAUGUAUGUUUGUUUAGCUGAACGAAUAGUAUACGAUGGGUACUGUUUGCUCUUUUUCAGAGGAUCAAAAUUUUCGCCACAAUUUAUAGAUAGUGUAGGCACGGUUAUUGAACGAUUGCUAAUUGAAUAAUAAAAAAUUAAAAGGUUAAGAGAA
Ochlerotatus camptorhynchus is the source of this 3729-nucleotide messenger RNA. RefSeq names its product puromycin-sensitive aminopeptidase (gene Psa). The transcript has 5 exons. Gene Ontology annotation, biological process: peptide catabolic process; proteolysis. Bases 43 to 3276 code for a protein of 1077 amino acids. The record is from RefSeq and is a predicted model, not a curated record. Gene Ontology annotation, cellular component: cytoplasm. Lineage: Eukaryota; Metazoa; Arthropoda; Insecta; Diptera; Culicidae. Gene Ontology annotation, molecular function: metalloaminopeptidase activity; zinc ion binding; peptide binding.